Molecule: messenger RNA, 801 nt
Organism: Phoenix dactylifera (date palm)
Lineage: Eukaryota; Viridiplantae; Streptophyta; Magnoliopsida; Arecales; Arecaceae
Source: RefSeq, a predicted model, not a curated record
UCGCCCUCCGUCUCGAUUGCCAUUGCGACGGCGCGAUUCGAAAAUGGCGCUCGUGGCCCAGUGCUGGAAUCGGCUACUCGCCGGCGGAGGCAGCACGGAUGCCCCUCGGUCACUCUUCCACUGCCUCUCCGCCGUGAGAUCCUACCACGGCGCGCGGUAUGAAGUGAAGGUUGGGAUCCCGGAGUUCUUGAAAGGGGUGGGGAACGGGGUGGAGGCCCACGUCGCGAAGCUGGAGGCAGAGAUCGGGGACUUCCAGAAGCUUCUUGUAACCAGAACCCUCCGCCUCAAGAAUCUCGGCAUCCCUUGCAAACACAGGAAACUGAUUUUGAAUUACAGUCAAAAGUAUAGGCUGGGACUCUGGAGGCCUCGAGCUGAGCCUCAAAAACCAUGAUCAGCUUCGCUUGCAGUUUUGAAGCAACCGCUUUGGAAGCGAUAUCUGACUGUUAGUCUGCAACUAGAAUGCAAGUGCAAGGCGCUAGGUAUAUAUAUAUAUAUAUAUAUAUAUAUAUAUAUAUAUAUAUAUAUAUGUUAUGCCAGCCAGUCAGAAUGCUUUUAGAUGAAAAGAAGUAUAUGUGCUAAUAUUAGGAUCACAAGUUGCCAGUUUGACUGAAUAUGCUUUGUCCUUAUCAAGUAUGUUUUGUCAACUUAAUUUCUUAGAGAAUUCUGGCUGUUCAAGUGAUUUGUUGAUUUCAGUCCCAUCAUGGUCUAUUUAAGUCUUUUUACAGUUUACUUUAUAAAUUUGUAUGGGUUUAAGAUGUGCAUAAAAAGUCAUUUAUAUCUAUGUAUCUGCAAUUUUAUUAA